Messenger RNA from Plasmodium adleri (nom. inval.), 735 nucleotides. Its product is annotated as haloacid dehalogenase-like hydrolase, putative. Gene Ontology annotation, biological process: mannose metabolic process; protein N-linked glycosylation; GDP-mannose biosynthetic process. NCBI's taxonomy places the organism in Eukaryota, Apicomplexa, Aconoidasida, Haemosporida, Plasmodiidae. The transcript is spliced from 8 exons. The record is from RefSeq and is a predicted model, not a curated record. Gene Ontology annotation, cellular component: cytosol. The coding region runs from base 1 to 735 and encodes 244 amino acids. Gene Ontology annotation, molecular function: phosphomannomutase activity.
AUGAAUAAGAAAAAGUCAAUAUUUCUGUUUGAUGUAGAUGGGACUCUCACAUAUUCAAGAAAAACAAUUGAACAAAAUGUUGUUGAUGCUUUGUUGGAACUUAAAUCAAAGGAAGGGUUUGUUUUAGGAAUAGUUGGUGGCUCAGAUUAUGAAAAGAUUAGGGAACAAAUUAAAUACCCUGAAAUAUUCGAUUAUAUCUUUUCUGAAAACGGAGUUGUUGCACAUAAAAACGAUGAACAAUAUUCUGCAGAGAGUAUAGUAAGCUUUUUGGGAGAAGACAAAUUAAAAAAAUUGAUAAAUUAUAGUUUAAAAUAUAUUGCCAAUUUGGAUAUACCAAAGAAAAGAGGAACCUUUAUAGAGUUAAGGAACGGAAUAAUUAAUAUAAGCCCCAUCGGAAGAAAUUGUAGUCAAGAAGAAAGAGAUGAAUUCUCUAGUUAUAAUUUAAAAAAUAAUACUAUUGAAAAAUUUCGUGAUAAUUUAUCCAAAGAGUUUGAAGAUUUUGAUUUAAAUUUUUCCAUAGGGGGACAAAUAUCUAUAGAUUGUUUCCCAAAGGGAUGGGAUAAAACCUUUUGUUUAAGACAUAUAGAAAAUAAAUUUGACGAAAUUUACUUCUUUGGUGAUCGCACAGAUGAGGGGGGAAAUGAUUACGAACUUUUCAGAGAUAAAAGAGUAAAAGGAUAUAAAGUCAAAAGUCCAAACAACACAGUUGAAAUUUUAAGAGAGAAUUUCUUGUAA